This is a messenger RNA of Microcebus murinus (gray mouse lemur), 2847 nucleotides long. The record is from RefSeq and is a predicted model, not a curated record. Lineage: Eukaryota; Metazoa; Chordata; Mammalia; Primates; Cheirogaleidae.
GUCCCCCUAUCUAGAUUAAACCUGCACUUGGCUGUCUUCCGUCUUCCAUACACGGUGCUCGGGGGUCGCUAUGAACCUUAAAAUCCCCAAACCGCCUCCUCCACCCCAGGAUUGACUUCUAACAACGCAUUUUACAUGAGGAAGAAACCCAGAAGAGGAGAAAAAGGAAAGAAAAGAAUUCAGGAAUGGCUCUUACUCAGUUUGACUUUAACGUGCCAUGGAGAAGACCUUUUUGGAUUGUAUAAUAUCUCUUUUGGAAUCUCUGAGCUUUCUGUAUCUGGAUGUCUAAAUCUUUUGCUAGACUUGGGAAGUUUUCAGAAACACUUGACAUUCAGGGAUGUGGCCAUAGAAUUCUCUAAAGAGGAGUGGAAGUGCCUGGACUCUGCUCAGAGGACGUUAUACAGGGACGUGAUGUUGGAGAACUACAGGAACCUGGUCUCCCUGGAUAUGUCUCCUAAAAGUGUGAUCAAGGAAUUACCCCCAAUAGGAAACAGCUAUACAGGAGAAAUAUUCCACACAGUAACAUUGGAAAGACAUGAAAGCCAAGACAUGGAGGAUUUUUGCUUCAGGGAAAUUCAGAAAAACAUGCAUGACUUUGAGUGUCAGUGGAAAGAUGAUGAAGGAAAUUACAACACAGAGCUCAUGACCCAAAAAGAAAAUCUUACUAGUAGAAGAGGCCAACAUAAUAGAAGGGAUGCAGGAAAUAAGCCUAUUAAAAAUCAGCUUGGAUUAUGCUUUCAGGCACUUCCACCUAAACUACAGCUAUUUCAAGUUGGUGGGAAUAUUUAUGACUGUAAUCAAGUUCAGAAGUCUGUCAGUAAUGGUUCCUUAGUUUCACUACCACAAAGAAUUCCUUCUAAUAGUAAAACUCAUAUUUUUAAAAAAUAUGGGACUGAUUUCAUCAAUCCUUCAUUACUCACACAAGAACAGAAAUCAUGCAUUAGGGAAAAACAUUACAAAUGUAAUGAGUGUGGCGAAGCCUUUAAUCAAGGUUCACACCUCAUGGUACAUAAGUUAAUCCAUUCUGGAGAGAAGCAAUAUAAAUGUGAUAUCUGUGGCAAAGUCUUUAGUCAAAAAUCAAACCUUGCACGUCAUCAGAGAGUUCAUACUGGAGAGAAACCAUACAAAUGUAAUGAAUGUGACAAGGUUUUCAGUCGCAAUUCAUGCCUUGCACUACAUCAGAGAAUUCAUACCGGAGAGAAACCUUACACAUGUAAUGAGUGUGGCAAAGUCUUCAGUCGCAAUUCAUGCCUUGCGCUACAUCAGAGAAUUCAUAUUGGAGAGAAGCCUUAUAAGUGUAAUGAGUGUGGCAAAGCCUUUAAUGUGCGGUCAACUCUUACAAACCAUCAGGUAAUCCACAGUGGGGAGAAACCUUACAAAUGUAAUGAAUGUGGCAAGCUCUUCAGUCAAACUUCAAGCCUUGCAAUUCAUCAGAGAAUUCAUACUGGAGAGAAACCUUACAAAUGUAAUGAAUGUGGCAAAGUCUUUAGUCAAACUUCAAGCCUUGCAAGGCAUUGGAGAAUUCAUACUGGAGAGAAACCUUACAAAUGCAAUGAAUGUGGGAAGGUCUUCAGUUACAAUUCACACCUUGCAAGUCAUCGAAGAAUUCAUACCGGAGAGAAACCUUACAAGUGUAAUGAGUGCGGCAAAGCCUUUAGUGUGCAUUCAAACUUAACUACCCAUCAGGUAAUCCAUACUGGAGAGAAACCUUACAAAUGUAAUGAGUGUGGCAAAGCCUUUAGUGUGUAUUCAAGCCUAACUACGCAUCAGGUGAUCCAUACUGGAGAAAAACCUUACACAUGUAACAAGUGUGGCAAGUCCUUUAAUGUGCGCCCAAACCUUGCUAGACAUCAGAUAAUCCAUACUGGGAAAAAACCUUUCAAAUGUAAUGAUUGUGGCAAAUCCUUUAGUGUGCGCCCAAAUCUCAUUAGGCAUCAAAUAAUUCAUACUAGAGAGAAGCCUUACAAAAGUGAUAAAUAUGAAAAGGUGUCCAUUCAAAGUUCAAAUCUUGCGAGUCAUCAAAGAAUUUCUACUAGGGAGAAAUCUCACAAAUGUAAUGACUGUGGCAAGAUCUUCAGUCAUAAUUCACUCCUCUCACAACAUCAGAGAAUUCAUUCCUGAGAGAAUCCUUACAAAUGCAAAGAGUGUAGGAGAACAUCAUGAGUUUAAGCAUUAAUUGUCAUCAAAGAGCCCAUACUAGAGUGAAAUUAUGUAAAUGUAAUGUACAGGGCAGGGGCUGUACUUAGUCCUCAAAACUCACUAGACAUCAAAAUAUACAUCUGUGAUAAAAACACAUAUGUAACGUGCAUGCCUAAGCUAAUACCCAAGUAUCAAAACUGUAUAACAUCUUUUAUGGUGGUGUCUAAGAAAUAAUAGGAUCGGGGGCUCACUACAUUAGAUGAGGAUCAUUUCUAUCCAAGUUCUUUAAAGAAGAAGGACUCUGCCUUUGACAAUUAGCAUGGAGUAAGGGCAGAGAAUAAUGGAACACUAUGAUGAUUGGGUUUGGGGUGCUCUUCCUCCAAUAGGAGGGCUCUUUGAGUUACAGGAAAGAAAUGUUCUACCAAUUGACCAUGAAAUAAGCACGUCAAGACCAUAGGACACUGGAAUUUUUUUUAUGGGCAUAGAAUACUAGGUAUUAGUGACUAAUGUGGUAGAAAUAUUGCAGGAGAAAUGGUGGCCACCUUCAUUGAAUGACAACAGCUGUUGUAUAACAAAGAUUAUUAAACUACAAAAGGACUUCAUUGAGUAGGAUUCACAUAUAACUGCUGGCAUUACAUUUUGCUGCUGUUUUAUUCCAAAUGCAUCAUAGAUCUUGUAAUAAUAAAAUUUUAUCUUUUUUCAUAACUA